AACCAUGGGCCAUGCUUAACGACUUUUGAAUUCAAUGCUACUGUGCUUGGUAUUGCAGCUCUAGCUUCCCUUUGCGUCAUUAUACUCUUGGCUUACCACGACGGUGCUUUCACUCUGCGCAUGCGAGGAGGUCGCGUGCAUCAAUUCCUUUGGAGCUGCCAUUACUGGCCUAGGCUGCUGUGGUCUGUUAUGCCUUGUCUCAGGUGCAGGACGCUGUGACCUUGAAGGAGAAAAGGCUUACAAACCGAAGCCGGCACGAUGGCUUCAUUCGUUCUUUCAACGACUCUUCACUCUUUACCUGCUGGAGCUACGAAAACCUUGGGGUACCUCUUAGUCAUGCUGUCGUUGAUCCAGCUCGCUUGUGGCUUGGUAUUGUCGCCGUUGAUAAACCAAGCCAGCGCCAAUCCUUUACAAUAUGCUCGACAGCAAUAUGCGCCCGGCCACCUGGGUGCGGUUGCUAGUGAGAGCAGUAUUUGCAGCAACAUCGGCAUAGACCUAUUGCGACAAGGCGGCAAUGCCGCAGAUGCACUUGUUGGCACGGUCUUUUGCAUCGGCGUUAUUGGUUGUUACCACAGCGGCAUUGGUGGCGGAGGUUUUAUGCUUGUUCGAGGUGCGAACGGCAGUUAUGAGUUCAUAGACUUUAGAGAGACGGCACCUGCUGCCGCCUUUCAGGACAUGUACAACAACAAUACCAAUGCCAGCAUUUUUGGUGGUCUGGCUAGUGGCGUUCCAGGUGAAGUCCGAGGUCUGGCGCAUCUGCAUAGCAACUAUGGCAAGCUCUCGUGGAGUCAAGUGAUGGCUGGAGCCAUCAAGACCGCGCGAUACGGAUGGCCUGUCACAAACGACCUUGUCAAUUAUAUGCGGUCGGCAAAUGCGUCGGCUGCGGUCUCAAACUUCCUGGUCGAUGACCCCAAUUGGGCCAUCGACUUUGCUCCCAAUGGCACUCUGGUCGGGUUGGGCGACACCAUCACCCGGAAAAGAUAUGCCAACACCCUUGAGACGAUUGCAAACGAAGGGCCAGAUGCUUUCUACACCGGGGCCAUUGCGGAGACGACGAUCGCUGCGUUGCAGGCUCAGAAUGGCACAAUGACGGUUGAAGACCUGCAAAACUAUACCGUCGCAAUUCGUCCACCGGCAAACAUCACCUAUCGUGGCUACCGAAUGUUCAGCUGCAGUGCUCCUGCCUCCGGUGAAGUUGCGCUUUCAGUCAUGAAAAUCUUGGAAGGCUACACGGAUUUCUAUGCUCCUGGGAGGCUCAAUCUCUCGACCCAUAGAAUGGACGAGGCGAUGAGGUUCGGCUAUGGGGAGAGGACUAAUUUGGGGGACCCUUCCUUCUUGAAGAAUAUAUCUCUUUAUCAGAAUGAGAUGCUGUCCGCCCAGACAGCUGCCGAUAUUCGGAGCAAGAUUCUGGACUACACCACCCUGAACGUGUCGGCAUACGAUCCUUCCGGCAUUGAGUCGUUAGAAACACCUGGAACAUCCCAUGUCGUUGCGGCAGACGCAUCAGGUCUGGCUAUCACGUUGACCACAACUGUGAAUCUGCUGUUCGGGUCCAAUCUCAUGGUGCCAGAGACCGGUGUGAUCAUGAACAAUGAGAUGAACGACUUCUCCAUCCCAGGUUCCUCGAACGCCUUUGGAUACAUCCCCAGUCCAAGCAAUUAUAUUCGACCAGGCAAGAGACCGCUCUCCUCAAUUUCGCCGACGAUUGUUGAGUUUCCCAAUGGCACACUAUACUAUGUUAUUGGCGCAGCUGGAGGGUCAAGGAUCAUCACUGCUACGAUUCAAAACUUGAUCCAUGUGCUAGAUCAGAAUGUGACCACUCCUCAAGCACUUGCGCAGCCUCGCCUUCACGAUCAACUGAUACCGAAUCAAGCCAUGGUCGAGUACGCAUAUGACAAUGAGACCGUGGCUUUCAUGAAAUCACUCGGACAUAACGUUACCUUUGUGGCGCCAGGACUGUCAACGGCGCAAGGAUUGCGUCGUCUACCCAACGGAACCUUUGAAGCUGCUGGAGAACCGAGGCAACAGAACUCUGGUGGCUUUGCCAUCUAAGUUCCAUUGGAGAGAAGGAACACCUGGGACCUUUUGUGGCUAUGGAGACUGCCAGGAGAGGUGGUUUCGUGUUGCCACAUUCGACCUGGACGACAACUGAGGCUCACCAUAGACAUAUAGAACACCACAGCACCUCUGAGGGAAUCAGUACAUGCUCCUGGAGAAACCUUAAAGGAUGGAAUUGGUAGAGUGCGUCGAAACGAGCCCGAUCGAUCGAGGCACUGCAGCCUUGUCACAUGACAAGGCUGAAGCUGUUAUGCUUCACAUGAAGUGAAGAAUACACAGG
Exophiala viscosa is the source of this 2338-nucleotide messenger RNA. RefSeq names its product gamma-glutamyltransferase. Lineage: Eukaryota; Fungi; Ascomycota; Eurotiomycetes; Chaetothyriales; Herpotrichiellaceae. Gene Ontology annotation, cellular component: plasma membrane. The transcript has 2 exons. The coding region runs from base 259 to 2052 and encodes 597 amino acids. The record is from RefSeq and is a predicted model, not a curated record. Gene Ontology annotation, molecular function: glutathione gamma-glutamate hydrolase. Gene Ontology annotation, biological process: glutathione catabolic process.